Messenger RNA from Exophiala aquamarina CBS 119918, 1719 nucleotides. RefSeq lists its product as uncharacterized. The transcript is spliced from 2 exons. Bases 1 to 1719 code for a protein of 572 amino acids. Gene Ontology annotation, biological process: proton transmembrane transport. The record is from RefSeq and is a predicted model, not a curated record. NCBI's taxonomy places the organism in Eukaryota, Fungi, Ascomycota, Eurotiomycetes, Chaetothyriales, Herpotrichiellaceae. Gene Ontology annotation, molecular function: antiporter activity. Gene Ontology annotation, cellular component: membrane.
AUGUCGGAGGCCGCUCUCUCAUACCAUGAACCAGGCAUCAUCCUCAUUCUGGUUCAAUCGUCAUUCCUCAUCGUAUUGAAUGUCGCAGGAGCAACGGUCGAUUAUUAUCUGUACUGUGGUCUGAUUGCUCAGGUUCUCCUUGGCAUGGGAUGGGGAGCACCUGGGGCGGCAUUGCUCUCAAAUGACUUCCAAGAAGUCGCUACCCAACUUGGCUACCUUGGCUUAAUUGCCAUCAUCUUUGAAGGCGGGCUCUCUACGUCUGUAAAGGCUGUCCAACAAAACCUAAUACUAUCAAUAUGCGUCGCUCUGACCGGGAUUCUCCUCCCCGUCGGGUUUUCGUACUCGCUAUGCGCCCUUGCGUCCGCAUCCAAUCUUCAGGCUUUUGCGGCAGGGGCUGCUCUGUGCUCCACAAGUCUAGGGACCACCUUCAACCUCUUGAAGACUACUGAUAUGACCUCGACUCGCUUGGGUGUUGUCUUAACAUCGGCCGCCAUGCUAGACGAUGUGGUUGGACUAAUUAUGGUGCAGGUUAUCUCUAACUUAGGUUCGGGCCCUAAUUCUUUUAAGGCCAUCUCAGUUGUGCGUCCAGUUUUCGUGUCAUUUGGCUUUGCAGUAGUCUUGAUCCUUAUUUGCAAGUACGCCUGCAAACCGAUCAUGAAUCAUAUAUCGAUGCCGCAAAUGGCGAGAAGCCUGCUAGCAAAGCCUGUGGCUUAUUUUCUGGGGUGUACAGUGUUUCUUCUGGCCCUCAUUACUUCUGCAAGCUAUGCAGGCACCUCUGUUCUCUUUGCUGCAUACCUCGCCGGUGCCAGUAUCUCUUGGCUUGACGCAAACCAGACCCGAUCAAAAAAUCAUCCCGGAGAAAAUCUAAACGUUCGUCAACAACCUCCAGACAAUCCCACUGCUGCUUUUAAGAAGGGGAAACUAGUCCCAGACGUAAACAAGCAGGGGCGAUCCGAAAGAGAAGAAGAUGUUGAUGAAGUGAAAGAAGUCUCGAACGAACAGUUACCCAGCGCUGAUUUCCAGCAACCACCGGCUAGACAAGAGCCCACUCCGCCUCCUGAGGGCGCGGAGCCAGAGACUACGACGAACCCAGGUAUUCUUCCAGGUUCUGUAGAGUUGCAUUCCUUGAAAAGGGGCCAAGUCGAGAACAGCAGCCGUAGUCUGCGUAUGUAUAAUGACUACUAUGCCCCUUCCGUCGAACGCCUUCUAAAACCUUUCUUCUUUGCAUCAAUUGGCUUCUCAAUACCAAUAACAAAGAUGUGUCGCGGCCCAGUCCUUUGGCGGGGUGUUACAUAUGCCAUUAUUAUGGCGUUCGGUAAACUUUCCUGUGGUCUAUGGCUUCUUCGCCUAUCAAAGCUGUCGAACAAUCCCAGUGGCACCACGGAGAAGAAACGAACAGCAGUCUCUGUCAUGAGGCCAAUAUCAAUGUAUCCUGCAUCUAUUCUGGGGUCUGCAAUGAUCGCACGGGGUGAAAUUGGCUUCUUAAUCUCCGCGCUCGCGGCGACUAAUGGCAUCUUCAACGGCGAAAACAAAGAUGCAGAUGCCCCAGCCAACGAAUCCGAAAUAUUUCUAGUUGUAACUUGGGGCAUUCUGCUUUGCACAGUAGCUGGCCCCCUUGCUUUAGGCCUUCUUAUGAGACGUGUGCGACGACUUCAACAAAAAGGACCUGGCCCAGAUGGAGGAAAAGAAGACCCUCUUGGAAUUUGGGCUGUUGACUAG